Molecule: messenger RNA, 1872 nt
Organism: Acanthamoeba castellanii str. Neff
Lineage: Eukaryota; Discosea; Longamoebia; Acanthamoebidae
Product: spindle pole body interacting protein
Exons: 16
Coding region: 1-1872 (623 amino acids)
Biological process (GO): actin cortical patch localization
Cellular component (GO): plasma membrane
Source: RefSeq, a predicted model, not a curated record
AUGGCGGAGAUGAGCGGGCGCAACAUAGAGCACAUACUGCUGGCCGAGUUUGACAUCGACAAGGGCAGCACUCUCAAGCACCAAAUACCCGGACCCAUACCAAACUAUGCCGACGACUUUUUGGCAGACCGCAUGCUGCCCGAUGGUGCACAGAACCAGGAAUGGGACUGGACGCUCUUCUUCCUGAACAGAGAGGUCCACUACAGCAACCGAGCUUCGGCAGAUGACAUGGAGUCGUGGGAAGUGAUCGGCAAUGAGGAGCGCGGACGGGCCAAACAGAUGAAAGAGGUGGGCAAGAUGGGGGUCAACAACAAAAACGAACGCGAUGACGAGAAGCCGCUCUAUUGCCUCACCCUCAUCCACUGCCGUAAGGACGAAACUGUGCGGCGCGGUGCCACCAUUCGGUCGAUCGCCAUCUGCUCGCGGCUUCCGUUCGUCAACGUGUUUCGGCCCCUUCUGUUCCGCGCCCUUCAGGAGUACUUUCACGAGGAGGACGUCGGUGUACUACAAUGCCUCUACUCCUCGAUCAACAACACUGACCUCUCCCGUCAGAAGACCAUCAUCAGUAACACGCAGAGCUUCGCGCAAUACAGCAGCCGACCGCUCUAUUCCUUUUUCGUGCCGAGCAGCGCCGAGUCAGCGUCGGGACAAGUCGCGCUGGAGCACGGCCAGCAGUUCAUAUUCGAAGAACCUCUGCGCGUUCCGCUCCACCACUCCAAGGACCAGUUCGACGAGGUGCGACUUCCUGAAAGUCUCACCACACACCUGACCCAAACGCAUGCGCUCACCGUCGCCAUCGUGUACGACGUUGAACAGAUUUCGGUCCGCGACUUGUUGCGCAAGUUCAAGGCCAAGGGCGUUGUCUAUCUCUACAUGACCGUGCUCAUGGGCUACCGUCUGCUGGUCAUGGGACACAACGUCUCCACCUCGGAUAUCUGCCAGUCGGUGCUGUCGAUCGUGGGGCUCGUGUGUCCGCCCCUGUCGGGCAUUUUGAUGGAGCGGGCCUUCCCCUACGUCAGCUUGACCGACGUUAUCUUCCAGGAUGUGGACGGGUUCAUUGCGGGUACGACGAACCCGUACUUCAAGGAGAAGUGCGAUUGGGACGUGCUGGCCGAUCUCGAGAGCGGCAAGGUCGUCAUUCGCUCGCCCAAGGUCGAGCAGCUCAUCACCGGCCAGGUCGUCAGCUCCAUGAGCGAGAAGUCCACCUCGGGUCUGCGGCUGUUUGCGAGCAAGUUGGAUUCGUACUCGCGUCAGUCAUUGGCCGGACCUUCGGCGGUGGCUACCUACAACGAGAAGCUCAUCAAGCUUCUCAAGAAGGGCCUUGCCCUCGACGUCGGCGAAGCCUGGCUGCGACGGCGCUUCCAGGAGAACACACUGAACCUGCUCGAUGCAGCCUUGGGUCCGGCCAUCAAGCCGCUCGUGCCCGAGAAGCAGAAGGCGGCCGACCAGCUCUCCGCCGUCCACAAGAAGAUCCGCGAGACCCUCGCCUUCCAGCGGUAUGAGCAGUGGGUGAAGAGUGGGUUCCGGAUACAGGAGCAGCCCGAUGACGACGAGGGAUCCGAUCAAACGCGAACGAGCCUGGUGUUGCACCACAUCAAGCAGCUCCAGCAGAUCGUGGAGGGCGAAAAGGACGGCAAGCCGACCAGCGGCGAUCCCUCCUCGCUCGACGUCAUCUUCGCCAACCUCCUCGCCCUCGUGCAGACCAAGCGGCAGUACUCCGAUUUCUUGUCGCUGUUGUGCCUGUAUCUGGGCGAUGCGGACCUGGAGUCCUUCCUUGCUCGAAUCGCCUCGGAGCCGCUCCGCCUACAGACCUCCAUCUUCUUUUCGCGCCUGCUCGCCUUCAAGAGUCGAAUGCUCCAAGGAGAAGAGUGA